GCAGUUUCUAAGGAUAAACGUCAAUAUGUGCCUUUGGCUAUCUCGCCUGAAAUAAUCGCUUGCACAGCGGCAGCACUCCCAUCAACCCACUGCCUAAGCCUAGCCAUAAGAAAAGGGCAGCAAUUCCUGGUUAAAAGAAUGCUGCGUCGACGUCCGAGCCUGAUUGAAUAUCCGGCUUCCAACGGAUUCCUGCCACUUGCCAAUGCCAUUAUUCAGGGCGAGAUGUGCAUCAUUGACUUGCUGCUCUCGGCCGGUUGCAGCGUCCACAUCGGAAAUCCGGGAAGCGGCCGGACUCCUCUGCACCUGGCUUUCUACUACGGUCACCAGCCAUCCGCUCGUAUUCUUCUGAACAAGAAGGCCCGCCUGGAGGCAACGGACAGCAACGGCAUGACUCCCGCCCACUGCGCCGUCGAUGCCAAUCAGCUGGAAAUGGUAAAGUUCGCUCUCGAUGCUAAGGCGAAUGUUGAAGCCAGAGACAUCUACGGCUGGACCCUUCUUAUGCGUGCAGUGGUUAUGAACGCUAGCAUGGAGCUCAUCAAAGUCCUUGUUACGCACGGCGCAGACUUGGCGACUUUGGAUGGUGUUGGCAACACUUGCACCGACUUGGCAAAACUUUAUCACAGACAGGAUGCAAAGGAUUACUUUGACAAGGUGCAAAAGUUUAGGCUGGAGAAAUCAGACGCGACCGCAGACGCAGUGGCAAAGGCCCAAAUGCGAUAACAAGAAAAUGGGUUUUGGCCACAAAAAAG
Drosophila santomea is the source of this 749-nucleotide messenger RNA. It is a transcript of the gene flip, whose product is annotated as ankyrin repeat domain-containing protein 1. The coding region runs from base 139 to 720 and encodes 193 amino acids. The record is from RefSeq and is a predicted model, not a curated record. The transcript is spliced from 5 exons. Gene Ontology annotation, molecular function: protein binding. Lineage: Eukaryota; Metazoa; Arthropoda; Insecta; Diptera; Drosophilidae.